This is a messenger RNA of Beta vulgaris subsp. vulgaris (sugar beet), 2795 nucleotides long. Its product is annotated as pentatricopeptide repeat-containing protein At5g50390, chloroplastic. The transcript has 3 exons. The record is from RefSeq and is a predicted model, not a curated record. Gene Ontology annotation, molecular function: RNA binding; protein binding; zinc ion binding. Lineage: Eukaryota; Viridiplantae; Streptophyta; Magnoliopsida; Caryophyllales; Amaranthaceae. The coding region runs from base 456 to 2546 and encodes 696 amino acids. Gene Ontology annotation, biological process: RNA modification.
ACAUACAUUAGCUUCGGUAGAUUUUACAACUACCAAGUCUACAACUAUACAACUUACACAUCUCUUCCUCUGUAUUAUCAAUGUUUUUGUAACCCGUAAUCAGAAACAACUCUCUUUUUCCAUCUACAAAGUUUAAUUAUUUGGGAUUUAGCAGCAAAUAUCAUAUCUCAAGCAAAUUAAACUGAGGGAGAAGGAGAACUCAAAAGCGGAGAAACCAAGAAAGUUUUCUUAUUAUUACGAUUUACUAUCUACCUAGGUACCAAGUACCAUUUCUUCGUCCUUCUUCGGUUCUUCCGCCACCACUAUCUAUUUACGCAGACGCGUGAAACUGAGGAAGACGACGAAGCUACGAAGCGACGCCGCCACGCCCACCGCCAGUCGCCGUCGCUGACCUCAGUCGUCACUUCAGUAGUUCAGUCAAUCUAUCAUUCUUUGAUUUGGUGUUGAAGAACUCGAUGGAGCUUCCAUUGUCCCGAUAUCAGAAUAUAUACUCGGUACAUAUCCAAGAUAGCAUUAGAUUUCCACCAUCGGCUUUUGACUCAAAAGCCCCGUCUUUUGCUGGGUCUCAAUUAUUUCAGACCAAUGUUAAAAUACGUCCUCCUUUUUCUAAGUUUAGAUGCUCUUUGGUAAAGCAGAAUUUACGCCCUAAACCCGCCAAGCCGAAACCUUCGGAAGAAAAAACUAAUGAUAAGCAUACUGAAGCAAAUAAAUCUACUCUAGGACUAUGUGCUCAAAUAGAGAAACUAGCUUUCGGUAGAAGAUACCAAGAAGCUCUUGAAUUGUUUGAAAUUUUGGAGAUUGAGGGUGGUCAUGAAGUCACCAGUAGCACUUAUGAUGCAUUGGUGAAUGCAUGCAUCGGAUCAAAAUCAGUUAGAGGGGUGAAAAGGUUAACUACUUUCAUGGUUAAAAACGGGUUUGUGCUGGAUCAUUAUAUGAGCAAUAGGGUGUUGCUUAUGCAUGUGAAAUGUGGUAUGGUUAUUGAUGCACGUAUACUAUUUGAUCAGAUGCCUCACGUAAACUUGGUUUCAUGGAAUACAAUGAUUGCAGGGGUGGUGGAUGCAGGGGAUUAUAUUGAGGCAUAUCGACUGUUUCUUACAAUGUGGUCAGAAUAUUCUGAUGCUGACUCACGAACUUUUGCUACCAUGAUUCGGGCAACUGCAGGUUUGGGGAUAGAAUAUCCAGGAAGACAAUUACAUGCUUGUGUUGUGAAGAUGGAUGUUAGUGAUGAUAUUUAUGUUGCUUGUGCAUUGAUUGACAUGUAUAGUAAGUGUGGGAGCAUUGACAAUGCUCAGUUUGUUUUUGAUGAAAUGCCAGAGAAGUCUACUGUUGCAUGGAAUACGAUUAUUGCAGGCUAUGCGCUUCAUGGUUACAGCGAGGAAGCUUUGAGUUUAUAUUACGAAAUGCAAGAUGCUGGUGUGCCAAUGGAUCACUUUACAUUUUCUAUUGUUGUACGGAUAUGUGCUAGGUUGGGCUCACUUGAACAUGCUAAACAAGCCCAUGCAGGAUUAGUUCGGCAUGGUUUUAGCUUAGAUACAGUAGCCAAUACAGCCCUCAUAGACUUAUAUAGCAAAUGGGGGAGGAUAGAGGAUGCUCGAAAUGUUUUUGACAGAAUGCGUUCCAAAAAUGUCAUAUCAUGGAAUGCUUUAAUUGCUGGAUAUGGCAAUCAUGGCAGAGGGGAAGACGCAGUUGAGUUGUUUGAGAAAAUGCUUUGUGAAGGAAUGAGACCUAACCAUGUCACUUUUCUUGCUGUUCUAUCUGCCUGUAGUUAUUCAGGCUUGUCAAAUCAUGGUUGGGAAAUUUUUUAUGCUAUGAGCAGCGAACAUAACAUCAACCCAAGGGCAAUGCAUUAUGCAUGCAUGAUAGAGUUACUAGGCCGGGAAGGGCUAUUGGAUGAAGCUUUGGCAUUGAUUAAAAAUGCACCUUUUGAACCUGCAAUGAAUAUGUGGGCCGCAUUGCUAACUGCAUGCAGGAUCCACAAGAACUUGGAGCUGGGGAGGUUUGCUGCAGAGAAACUUUAUGGAAUGGGACCAGAGAAGCUUAGCAACUAUGUUGUUCUUUUGAAUAUAUACAACAGCACGGGGAAGUCGGAGGAAGCUGCCUCUGUGAUUCGUACCUUGAAGCAAAAAGGGUUAAGAAUGCUACCGGCAUGUACUUGGAUUGAUAUUAAGAAGCAAUCGCAUGCUUUUCUUUCUGGUGACAAGUCCCAUUCAAAGACAAAGGAGAUAUACCAGACUUUGAAAGGUUUGCUUGUUGAGAUCUCAAAACAUGGGUAUACUCCUGAAAAAAGACAUUUGCUUCCAGAUGUGGAUGAGAAGGAAGAGAAUAUGCUUUUGUACCAUAGUGAAAAGUUGGCAGUGGCUUUUGGGCUGAUAAAUACUCCAGAUCAUAUGCCACUUCAACUUAUGCAAAGCCAUCGAAUUUGCCACGAUUGUCAUAACGCACUUAAGCUGAUAGCAAAAGUCAAAUGUAGAGAGAUUGUCGUGAGAGAUUCUAGCAGAUUUCACCAUUUUAAGAAUGGGAAAUGCUCAUGUGGGGAUUAUUGGUAAAUAUGGAUACUUCCUCUUUUGGAGGACUGUAUAUUGAUGUUUUUACUUUUAUCUUGAUUGGAUCACUUUGUAUCUGCCAUUGCUACACCUCAUAAUAUAAUUAUAGAAAGAGAUAGUUGUGCUGGGUGUUUGGAGCAUACAUAGCACUUAUUAGUUUUGGGUAGUCAUAUUUUGGCUUAUUCUUUGAGAUGUUGACAAUAAUGUAGCGUUUGGAUUAGUGCAAUAUCAUAAUUAUCUUUUUCUUUUUUA